AUGGAGAACCAGACGGAGGUGAGCGAGUUCAUCCUCCUGGGUCUAACCAAGCUCCAGGAGCUGCAGUGCUUCCUCUUCGCUCUCUUCCUGCUUCUUUACAUGGCCAGUGUGCUGGGGAAUGGGGCUAUCAUGGCCGUGGUGCUGGCCGAGACCCGGCUCCACACCCCCAUGUACUUCUUCUUGGGCAACCUCUCCUGCCUAGACAUCUGCUUCUCCACGGUCACCAUACCCAAGAUGCUGGCUGGCUUCCUCUCGAGACAUCAGAUCAUCUCCUUCACCGGCUGCCUGGUCCAGCUCCAUUUCUUCCACUUCCUUGGCAGCAGCGAGGCCGUGCUGUUGGCCGUCAUGGCCUACGACCGCUAUGUGGCCAUCUGCAACCCACUGCGUUACAGGCUGGUCAUGAACCCACGGGUCUGCCUGCUCCUGGCAGUGGCCACCUGGUCCAGUGGUUUCCUGCACGCCCUGAUGCACACGGUCAUGACCUCCCGGCUGCAUUUCUGUGGCCCCAAUCAUGUCCACCACUUCUUCUGUGACAUCAAACCCCUGCUGAGCCUGGCCUGCAGCAGCACCCGCCUCAACCUGAGCCUCCUCAACAUCGUCACUGGAGGCAUCGUACAGAGCAGGAGGAAGGCCUUCUCCACCUGCACCUCCCACCUCACGGUGGUGAUUUUACAAUAUGUGCCCAUUAUCUUUAACUAUGUACUGCCCUCUCAUGGGGACUCCCAAGAUAGGGACAUGAUAGCCACCCUCAUGUACAGCAUCGUCACCCCAGUUCUGAACCCCCUGAUCUACACCCUGAGGAACCAGGAGGUGAAAUCUGCCCUGAGGAAAGCGGUAGGAAGAAAACUAUUACCUGGAAGGACACGAAAAAACUGA
This is a messenger RNA of Emys orbicularis (European pond turtle), 876 nucleotides long. RefSeq names its product olfactory receptor 12D1-like. Gene Ontology annotation, biological process: G protein-coupled receptor signaling pathway. Gene Ontology annotation, molecular function: G protein-coupled receptor activity; olfactory receptor activity; odorant binding. Lineage: Eukaryota; Metazoa; Chordata; Testudines; Emydidae. The coding region runs from base 1 to 876 and encodes 291 amino acids. The record is from RefSeq and is a predicted model, not a curated record. The transcript is spliced from 2 exons. Gene Ontology annotation, cellular component: membrane.